AGUAUUUCCCAGUUCAAGUCCUUCUGUAGCACGUGACAACUGGUGGAGGUGCUGGGUACCCCCCAGCCGAUGUUCCAAACGCCUCCGGGUAGCCCUGUACCUGUAGUGACAACACCUGUUCACCGGGCCAGCCGAAGAAUCCGAGGACUACCUCCUGAGCGUGGACCUCUUCCCGAAAUGGCCUCAGCGACACCCCAGAACGCUGCGGAAGGCACUGCAACCGCGCCUUAUACGCUGCAGAAGCCACGAGUACCGAAGGUGUUCCACGGUUCCGUCUUCGAGGACGUCGAGGACUGGCUGGCUCAAUUCGAACGGGUCGCCGAUUUCAACGGUUGGACCGACGCCGACAAGAUGAGGAAUGUCUAUUUCAGCCUGGAGGACGGCGCUCGUACUUGGUACGAAAACCGUGAGCCCUUCCCAUCUUGGAGCGUCUUUUGCCGUCACCUGCUGGCAAGUUGGGCCAAUCCCGAUCGCCGUGAACGAGCCGAGAGAGCAAUUCAGUCGCGCAUCCAAAUGCCGAAUGAAAGCGAGCAGCUUUUUGCUGGCCUCGUUCGAUGUCCCCCAAAGACUGUGGCAGAGUUUUUGACCGAAGCCACAACAAUGGAAAAAGUGCUGCAGCAGCGUUCGGCUGUGUACGACCGGCAAGUGAGUGUUGCUUCGUCCGUAGGCCAGAUUGGAGGUGCAGGAAGUAGUAUCAACAUCGAAUCUCUGUGCGACCUCAUUCGAUCGGUGGUGCGCGACGAGCUGCAAAAGAUUCACUGCCCGUCUCAACCUACUGCGGGAUCCCUCUGCAGCCUCAUCAGAAACGAGGUACAGCAGGCUCUGCAGGUGCCGCUUCCCGACAAUGUCCCGCCUGUGCCGACUGAGCCUCAUCGUGCAUCAUACGCGGAUGCUGCUCGUCGUUAUAUUCCAGCUUCACCGCGCUUCGUCAACCCUACGCCUCACGAUGCACUUCCAUCACUGCAGCCGAUUCAGCACUUGGAGAAUCGGCAGCCGAUCCCAAGGAAAUCCGACGUCUGGCGCACACCGGACAGGCGGCCACUGUGUUAUCACUGUGGUGAAGCUGGACAUGUGUACCGAGAAUGCCCCUAUCGCCGUCUUGGACUCCAGGGUUUCGCCGUCGACUCGCCAAGGCCGAGAUUUGGCGAAAGACCAAGAGCUAUAGAAGAGUACCUCUCCCAGCAGCGAAUGCCACUGCCCGUGCGGCGGCAGUCGCGGUCACCGUCUCCAAGACGAUCUUCGCCAAAUUUUCGGAGCUUUCCAGGGGCGGCGCAGGCGCGUUCGCCAAGCCCUCGGCGGGAAAACUAACGACAGCGACCUUCGGGAGCGAGGCCGCUGACAAUCGACGCAAGCAAGGCCUCCCAUCGACGCGAGAAUGGACCCGGAACGAUUUACCGCCGACAGCAACGAAAACCAGAAGCAGACUUUCUUUGGACAUUCCUGUGGUGCUCGACGGCCGCCACGACGUUAGUGCGUUAUUAGACACGGGUGCAGACUAUUCGAUCAUGAGCGGAACGCUAGCAGAGCACCUGAAGAAAGUUGUUACGCCCUGGUACGAAACACAAAUUCGUACUGCCGGCGGACAUGUAGUCACGCCAAUCGGCAUGUGCACAGUCAGAGUAAGCAUUCGUGGACGUACGUUUCUCGCAUGCUGCCUCGUACUUCGUGAAUGUUCUCGCGAUCUAAUCCUGGGAGUCGACUUUUUGCGGGAGUACGACGCUAUUAUCGACCUUCGGGAGCGUACCGUGACUUUUUCGACAGAGAGAGCAACUCUCGAUUCCGACGACAGCCAUGACAGCACGUUUCGCGUUUCUGCCGACAGCAUAACGUUGCCUCCGCGUUCGAGUGUCCUGGUUGAUGUGGUGUGCGACAAGUUACGUGAUGGUGAGGCUAUCGCCGAAGGCAACUUCACGCUUUUAUUCAAGCUAGGUGUCUGCGCGGCCCGCAGCCUCGUCACGCUUUCUGACGGACGUUCUGUGCUGCUUGUGACCAACUUCAGUAAUGAGUACCGGCACCUUUUUCGUCACACCGCCAUCGCUUUUGCCUACCCUGUCGCAGACGUUGCCGAAUGUUUCACGUCUACAUCGGUGGACGAUGGGCUUCAACCGACAUCAAGAGACGUGACUUCGUCACUCUCCAAGGUUGAUAUUGAUUCGACCCUCUCGGAGCAACAACAGACAGCUCUGCGUGAACUGUUACUUGAAUUCAAAGAGUGCUUCGCGUCCACCUCGAAGGUUCUUCAGACGCCCAUCACCAAACAUCGAAUAAUUACAUACACCGACGCCUCGCCCAUAAAACAACAGCCUUACCGCGUUUCGGCAAAGGAACGUGAUGCUAUCAAUGCACAAGUCGAAGAGAUGCUGCAAGAUGACGUUAUCCAACCUUCCAAGAGUCCCUGGUCCUCGCCGGUCGUUCUCGUAAAGAAAAAGGACGGAACGCUGCGUUUCUGCGUGGACUACAGAAAGCUUAACAGCGUGACUAAAAAAGACGUCUAUCCACUGCCCCGCAUCGAUGAUUCACUCGACAGACUGCGGCGGGCCAAGUAUUUUUCAUCUAUAGACUUGAA
Molecule: messenger RNA, 2566 nt
Organism: Rhipicephalus sanguineus (brown dog tick)
Lineage: Eukaryota; Metazoa; Arthropoda; Arachnida; Ixodida; Ixodidae
Exons: 2
Coding region: 70-1308 (412 amino acids)
Molecular function (GO): zinc ion binding; nucleic acid binding
Source: RefSeq, a predicted model, not a curated record